AUGUCGUCGCAAAGCAAUACAAACUCAUUACCGGAGACGACAACGGCAAAGUCGCCGGCCGCGCCCACGUCGGAUCAGGACUUCUACACCUGGUCCACCUUUUUCAACAUUCUGACUGGAGGCGCAACGCCGCAAGAAAGAGAGGCCUACUUCGACAUCAAAGACACAAUCAACGAAGACCGCGACAUCGCUCGCGCAGAAAAGGAUCGCAAAUGGUUACUGGAAUAUUCGCCUAUAGUACGCUUUAUGCGCCACAACAUCAACCUGCUGGGCCAUGACUUGAAUGAGACAAAUAUGCGUGUUAAGCGCUGCACUACACAACAGAGCGGUGGCUUUGACCCUGACUAUGGCAUCUUGUUGUGCGCCAAUAAGUUCAGGAACAGAGGUCACAUGGAAGACACCAUGGCACACGAAAUGGUCCACGCGUACGAUCAUUUGAGGUUCAAGCUGGAUCCUCUGGACCUCAGACAUGCCGCUUGUAUGGAGAUCCGCGCAUCCACCUUGUCUGGAGAAUGCCGCUUCGGUCGCGAGUUCUUUACUCGUGGACAGUGGAACAUCACACAACAGCUUCAAGAGUGCGUACGAAGGAGAGCCACCUUGUCAGUGGCCAACAGACCAAGCUGCAAGGACAACGCACACGCUGCUCGAGUUGUCGAUGAGGUCUGGGACAGCUGUUUCAACGAUACCCGACCCUUUGACGAGAUCUACAAGUAA
This is a messenger RNA of Aureobasidium namibiae CBS 147.97, 714 nucleotides long. RefSeq names its product mitochondrial inner membrane protease atp23. The record is from RefSeq and is a predicted model, not a curated record. Gene Ontology annotation, molecular function: metalloendopeptidase activity. The transcript has 2 exons. NCBI's taxonomy places the organism in Eukaryota, Fungi, Ascomycota, Dothideomycetes, Dothideales, Saccotheciaceae. Gene Ontology annotation, cellular component: extrinsic component of mitochondrial inner membrane. Gene Ontology annotation, biological process: mitochondrial protein processing; mitochondrial proton-transporting ATP synthase complex assembly. The coding region runs from base 1 to 714 and encodes 237 amino acids.